Molecule: messenger RNA, 2583 nt
Organism: Mangifera indica (mango)
Lineage: Eukaryota; Viridiplantae; Streptophyta; Magnoliopsida; Sapindales; Anacardiaceae
Product: ubiquitin-like-specific protease ESD4
Exons: 9
Coding region: 437-2014 (525 amino acids)
Biological process (GO): protein desumoylation
Cellular component (GO): nucleus
Molecular function (GO): deSUMOylase activity
Source: RefSeq, a predicted model, not a curated record
AUUUUUCAUUAAUUUUUUUGUUAAUUUAUUUUUAUUGUGUUUCUGCCGCGAAUUUUUUUUGCCGUACCAUAGACAAUACCACAUGAACGGCGGAGCCAAACUUCUCCAGAUCCGAAGCCACUUCAACUGAACUCAAAAUUUUCUCUUGCAGAAUCUCAAUAUCUGUCUUUGUUUUGCUUUGAAUUACACUUUCCAGUUGUCAUUCGUUACUUUUUAUCCCAUUUAUGCCCUUAAUUUGUGAAAUAUUAGGGUUUCAGUUUAGUUCUGCCAGAGUCCCACGUUGAUUUUAUAUCUACCUUCUUUUUUUUCUUUUGAAUUCAGUGAUAUUUGCUUAUUCAGUUGCAUUGUUAUGUCUGGGGUUUUUACAUGAAUUCUCUGCAAAAUGGGGUUUUCUAAAUGGGUCUCAAGUUUUUAGAGUUUUACAAUUUCAACAGUUAUGGGCGCUCUUACGAGCAAUCGUAAACGUCGCGACGAGUACUUGUCAUUGAAUCAUCUUCAAAGUCCAUAUCAAAACUCUCACGUUUCUAAACGACCCCGGUUAUCUUUCAUGCAGCAUACCUCAAACCAAGACUUAGUUUCAUCGAACAGCACGGCCUCGAGAAUCUCUAGGUAUCCAGAAGCCAAAAACCCUCUGAAAAGACAAGUUCAUGCUCCUUCCAGAAUACUUAAAUUUGGAUUUCUGGAAAAGCUAAAACAGGAUUCGAACCAGAAAAGUGCGCGUGGAUACAGUGAAAAUCAAGAAUCAGGUAUUGCUAUGGGUAAUUUGUUGACUUCUCGCUUAGUUGACGCGAAGAAAACUGCAUUAGAUACAAUUAGGUAUUUGAGAAAAGAUAAGGAAGUGAUUGAUUGUGGUAAGGAACAUCAUGAUAAGAAGGAAAUUGUUUCGGAUGAUUCGAGUGUUGAAGAAGUUGAGGUUAUUGAGAAUGAAAAGCAUCAGAAAUUUGAGGCAUCUGUUAGGGAAAUUAGUGGGAAGGCUGUGGAGGAGAGAUAUCUUAGUAAUUUCCAGCAGUCAUCUUCAUCCGUGGUCACUGCAGAUAUGAAUAAUGGUGUUGCUGAUGUUGGUAUGUUGAGAAUGGAGAGUGCAGAGAAGAUUUUAGAUUCAUUGUCUUUAAAUCGAGAGUUGAUCGGCGUGCCAGAUGUUGAGGUGUAUAAGAAGUUGUUGGAGAGUGCACAGGGGAGGGAUGCUAAGUUGAAGUCAAUAGGGUUUGAUAUUGAGUUGAAUGAGAAGCGUCGUGAUUCUCUCAGGCUGUUGCAGCCUGUUAAGCAAGUAGAGGAAAAACUGGUAGAGGAAGCACCUUGUGAACCCUUUGUCCCUGUGACAGAGGAGGAAGAAGCUGAGGUUGAUUGUGCUUUUGCUCCUACUAGGAGGAGGCAGGUCUUGGUCACCGAUCCAGGGACAGAUAUUGACAUUACUGGACAAGUUCUUCAGUGCCUUAGGCCAGGUGCAUGGUUGAAUGAUGAGGUCAUAAAUGUGUAUCUUGGCUUGCUGAAAGAAAGGGAAAAGAGAGAUCCACAGAAGUUUCUGAAAUGCCAUUACUUCAACACAUUUUUUUACAAGAAGUUAGUGAGUGGGAACAAUGGCUAUGAUUAUAAAGCAGUUAAAAGAUGGACAUCCAUCAGGAAGUUGGGAUACACUCUCCUUGAGUGUGAUAAAAUAUUUGUCCCUAUCCACAAGGAAAUUCAUUGGUGCUUAGCUGUUAUUAAUAAAAAGGAUAAGAAAUUUCAGUAUCUUGAUUCACUAAAAGGAAUGGAUAUGAAAGUGCUGAGUGCCCUGGCUAGAUAUUACGUGGAUGAAGUGAAGGACAAGAGUGGAAAGGACAUAGAUGUAAGUGCUUGGGAGCAAGACUUUGUUGAAGACCUUCCCGAACAGAAGAAUGGGUUUGACUGUGGUAUGUUUAUGCUCAAAUAUGUUGACUUUUAUAGCAGAGGUCUAGGGCUUUGUUUUGACCAGAGUCACAUGCCCUAUUUUCGUGUGAGGACAGCAAAAGAGAUACUGAGAUUGAGAGCUGAUUGAUUGAACGAGUGAAUCUGCUAUUUGUAACUUACUGUGGCUCCCUAUCAUUAUUCCACCGUUUAGCGGAUAGCAGAUCUUGUACGGGGAGAUGGUUGGGGAUUCUGCUAAUUUAAUAACAUAAUGUGGUACGCCACAGAAUUCUCCCUAAUGACAUGGUAGAUGUGUGAGGAUGCUUUCACCUUUGUGAAGAUCUUAAGAGUGAUUGAGUAUGCUUAAGUUUUGGUUUUUAGAUUGGCUGAUAGAUCAAAGAUUAUUAUCCUGGCUGGUAAGAUGAGUAAGAUGCAGGAGCAUUGAGUGGUUUAUAUUUUGUAUAUGCAAGAAUGAGGCGUUGCUUAUUGGAAAAUGUUUAGGAUUUAUGUGUAGUGUUACUCUUUUGCUCUGCAUCUUGGUCGAUCUUUUUUGCUGGUUUACCAAGGCUCUAUCUUGAGUAUCAUAUUUUUCUGCAAUUGUAAUGAAGAAAAUUGAAAUUUAAGGAAUGAGAAAUUACCUGUUUGUACCCUGGGGCUGGGUUGAUCAUCAGUGACAGUGUUGAUUUUUGAGUAGCAUAUUCAACUGCACUUUUCUUACCA